GGGGGGGCGGGGCCGGGGAGUCGGUGGCACGCGGCCGGGAGGACGGACAUGCCCUUGGCUAAAGACUUAGUGCAUCCAUCCUUAGAGGAUGAGAAGAAGAAACACAAAAAGAAACGGCUGGUUCAGAGUCCAAAUUCUUACUUUAUGGAUGUAAAGUGUCCAGGCUGCUACAAGAUCACCACGGUGUUCAGCCAUGCCCAAACGGUGGUUUUGUGUGUUGGUUGCUCAACUGUGUUGUGCCAGCCAACGGGAGGCAAGGCCAGGCUCACAGAAGGAUGCUCAUUUAGAAGAAAGCAACACUAAUGAUCCAUUCAUCCAGUCUGACUCUAUGUAACCCUCAGCCUUAUCUGUUCAGCAACACCAGUUAAUUCAACAAGUUAGUAUAAUUACAUAUGACUUUGUAGAGUAUACAGCAAUGAUCUCCUGUUUUGGAACCUGUUUUUCAAUAAAGUUUUGAUUAUGUGCAACGUUUUCCUUUGUGAUUACCCUCUCUAGAGGGUGUUUUUCCUUUAAUCAACUAGUCUGAGCCACAAUCACCUGCUGUUUUAGAAACAAUCUCAACUAUUUGCCUAAUUACUCCUUCUGUUAAAUGCAAACUGCUGCCCUGUCAAUUCUAUGCUCAUUAUAAAUUAAAAGUGAAUUAAACCAUGA
Ornithorhynchus anatinus (platypus) is the source of this 651-nucleotide messenger RNA. RefSeq names its product ribosomal protein S27 like (gene RPS27L). The transcript has 4 exons. Gene Ontology annotation, molecular function: RNA binding; structural constituent of ribosome. Gene Ontology annotation, cellular component: cytosolic small ribosomal subunit; ribosome. The coding region runs from base 49 to 303 and encodes 84 amino acids. Gene Ontology annotation, biological process: ribosomal small subunit assembly; translation. NCBI's taxonomy places the organism in Eukaryota, Metazoa, Chordata, Mammalia, Monotremata, Ornithorhynchidae. The record is from RefSeq and is a predicted model, not a curated record.